Molecule: messenger RNA, 1317 nt
Organism: Beauveria bassiana ARSEF 2860
Lineage: Eukaryota; Fungi; Ascomycota; Sordariomycetes; Hypocreales; Cordycipitaceae
Product: cAMP-independent regulatory protein pac2
Exons: 1
Coding region: 1-1317 (438 amino acids)
Molecular function (GO): DNA binding
Source: RefSeq, a predicted model, not a curated record
AUGGAAUCAGUCCCAUCAGAAAAGAUGGAAACGUACCAUGGCUACGUUCGCACCCCUGCCGACGCCAUCAAGCUGUUCGAAGCCUGCCGCCUUGGUAUUCUACCUCGUGUCCAGCGCCGCCUCUCCGAAAAGGAACGUCAGUCCAUUCGCUCCGGAUCCGUCUUUGUCUGGGACGAGCGCGAGGCCGGCAUGCGCAGAUGGACCGACGGCAAGUCCUGGAGCGCAUCUCGCGUCUCCGGGAGCUUCCUGACCUACCGAGAGAUGGAGGGGAAGCGCGGCGGCGGCUUCGGCACCGGCCGCCGUGCGGGCAAGGACGGCCGUCUAAGUGACGAGGACAUGGAUGACGGCGAGCCCGAGGGCUACCGCUACAAGGCCGACGGCCUUAUGAAGCAGUCCUUCAGCAUUACCACCCACAACGACCAUCACCUACAUCUGAUCUCCUACUAUUCGCGUCCUCAGCCUGGUCACGCCGAGCUCCCGCAGCCCACCAGUGACCCCAAACUACGCAACAUUGUCCCCCGCAAGGGCAUGUAUCCUGAGUCCAGCAUGGGUGAGGCCAAUCAGACACCUGCUCUAACCCGUGCUCCCAUGCAGCAGUCUCCGUACAUGAUUACUCCUCAGCAUCACCAGCACCAACAAGCCUACGCUCCGCAGUAUGCGCAACCUGGCUACAGCUGGCCUCCUUCGCCCGCGGCCACGCCGCCCUACAGCCACUACACCACUGCGCCCUUUCCCGCUGCUGGCUUGCCUCCUCUGCACGGCCGUCAUGGCCAGCAGUCGCCUCCCACUUACGGUCUUCCUAGUUCCGCCCAAGGGGCACACACUCCUCAGCCUCACUACUCGUACCCUCACCACUACGAGAAUUCGUUACCGCCUCUGCAAAGCACUCCCAAGACUGCUUCUUCAUACCAGGGCUUCCCGGGCCGUCUGUCUCCCCCUCACGAGCCUCUGCCUUUCAAGGAGCACGCUCUGGCGAGCAUUGACCACCGCGGCUCUCUCAGUCAUGGCCCUCUUCCUGGCCUCAACUCGGUGACCAACGGUGCGCCUGCUCAAAUCGGCGCUGGCACCCCGCCCACGAGACAUGCCAGUGUGAGCCCCCCUCGCACAGCGAAUUCGGACCUGCCCAACAUCAAUGGCCAUCGCUCUAGCCUGGGCUCCAUCCUCCACCAUCCUACGCCCGCCUGCAGCGAGUCUGGCAGCGGCAGUGGACACAACAGUCCCAGGAGCAACAGCAUCAUGAGCGUGGAUAAGCUGGUCUGCCCACCGAACGAGGACACGCGAGCCCUGAGAAUGCUUGACCGUAAAUUCUGCAUCUAG